This is a messenger RNA of Panicum hallii, 827 nucleotides long. Its product is annotated as microsomal glutathione S-transferase 3-like. Lineage: Eukaryota; Viridiplantae; Streptophyta; Magnoliopsida; Poales; Poaceae. Gene Ontology annotation, cellular component: endoplasmic reticulum; nuclear envelope; membrane. The transcript is spliced from 4 exons. The coding region runs from base 87 to 533 and encodes 148 amino acids. Gene Ontology annotation, molecular function: glutathione transferase activity; glutathione peroxidase activity. The record is from RefSeq and is a predicted model, not a curated record.
UAUCCAUUCAACAGGUCUCGCCAAACCAUAAGCUCCUGUUCCCCCGAUCUCCAUUUCCAAGGAAGAACGAACCCGAGGAAGCAGCCAUGGCGGUGUCCAUCGAGCUCACCAAGGAGUACGGGUACGUCGUGCUGGUGCUGGUGGCCUACGCCUUCCUCAACUUCUGGAUGAGCUUCCAGGUCGGCAAGGCCCGCAGAAAGUACAAGGUGUUCUACCCCACCAUGUACGCCGUCGAGUCGGAGAACAAGGACGCCAAGCUCUUCAACUGCGUGCAGAGGGGGCAUCAGAACUCGCUGGAGAUGAUGCCCGUGUUCUUCGUCAUGCUGCUGCUCGGUGGCCUGCAGCACCCGACCAUUGCCGCCGGGCUGGGCGCCCUCUACACGGUCGCGAGGUUCUUCUACUUCAAGGGAUACGCCACCGGCGUCCCGGACAACCGUCUCAAGAUUGGGGGGCUCAACUUCCUGGCUGUGUUUGGGCUGAUCAUCUGCACGGCAUCUUUCGGCAUCAGCCUGGUCAUCAGGGAGACGCUCUGAAGUUCAGGCUUACACGUGAUCUGCAGACUGGAUUAACGGGACAAAUUACUUCUUGUGGCCUGGGUAGUGCAACUUUGUGACAUGACAGUCAUAUAGGUUUGUGUAGUCGUAUACUCGCAUCUCUCUUUUCGUGUUGAUAAGCAAAGUAGCGGAUGUGUGCGUGUGCGUGUGUUUCACUUUUGUUGAUGCCGGAAUAAGAGACUUGACUUGAAGCAUGAAUCUUACAGUUCUUGCUGCUUGUUAGUUGUUACUCUUUGCUUUCACCGUAAAGGAUUGUCGAUGGAUUGUGCCUCA